Metopolophium dirhodum (rose-grain aphid) is the source of this 4707-nucleotide messenger RNA. RefSeq names its product protein ECT2-like. Gene Ontology annotation, cellular component: cell cortex; nucleus. Gene Ontology annotation, molecular function: guanyl-nucleotide exchange factor activity; GTPase activator activity. Bases 2431 to 4692 code for a protein of 753 amino acids. The record is from RefSeq and is a predicted model, not a curated record. The transcript is spliced from 15 exons. NCBI's taxonomy places the organism in Eukaryota, Metazoa, Arthropoda, Insecta, Hemiptera, Aphididae. Gene Ontology annotation, biological process: nervous system development; regulation of cytokinesis, actomyosin contractile ring assembly; intracellular signal transduction.
UUGUUUGGUCAAAAAACUUAAAAAUAAUAUGUAGCUAAAAAAGCUAUAUAUAUAAUAUAUAUAUUAAUUAUAAUGUUAUAUUAUAUAUAUAAACUAAACACUAAUAUUAUAAUGUAAUAGUUUUCAAGCAAAGCGAAAAAAUUUUUUUCGAAUCAACAAAUUGAUAGGUCAAUUAUUUGACAAAAUUGAUUUUAUUUUUUUGUGUAACUCAAAAAUGUAUAUAACUUUAGAUAGGUCGUUUAAAUUUUCACCAAACGUCAGUAGAUGGGAGUGUCAAACCUGAUAAACAAACCUUAGUACCUAUACUUAUAUUAACCAUUGUGUUUUUUAUGCAUGCGUUCUGACAGAUAUUGUAAUAUUUAGUACAUAGAUUAAGUAUAUAUUGUCUAUUUGUCUGGGCGAAUGUAAGUUCCUACAAUCCUACACGUGACUUAGCAGGUAAGGAAAAUACACAUGUUAGUUCCUACACGAUAGAAAAAUACAUAAUGUACAUAGUUACAUAGUAAAUUUUUCUUUUUAAAUCUAAGAUUUGAAAAUUUAAUUCAAGAUUCCUCAUAAGUUUGUCUACCUUUAUCAAAAUAAAAUCUCUACUGGAAAUUUAAAUUAAAUUUUUAUGAUUGUUUCAAUUUUAAAUUUUUACAACAUUGCAUACUCGAUUUUUCAUGUAGCAUUUUCUUAUUUUGUUGUUAUUCUAAAAUGAAUAACUGUAGAUACAUGAAAAUUUCAUUGAAUGUAUAUAUAUUCACAUUUUCUAUACACCAUAACAUUUUGAAAAUAUUGUGACUUGUUUUUAGCUAUUUAUGGACAAUUUCAAAUUUAAUUUUUUUUCUUAAAAUAUUAAUAAAAAUGUUAUUUGGCGGGUAAAAAAUAGUGAAAAUUUAAUACAAAGCUCCUGAUAUACUGUUAUUAUAGCAUUUUCAAUAAUGUUAAUACAUUGUUGUAUUAAAUGUAGGUACCAUAAUUAUUAGUUUUUAACAUAAAUAUAUAGUCAUUAAAAGAGUAGAUACACUUUAUGAACAAAGCCGCAGCAGUCCCCACUAAGAUUUUGGAAAGGGCUGAAUAAUAUUUUUGAAAUUACUCGUGGGCCUCAUGGAGUAAAUACAUUUAAAGUUGUGCAUAAUAUUAACCGUAGGCAUACUUUUUUUCCCCGGGAUCUGGGUGGCCGGGUGUAAAGAUUUCUAGUUUCUAGAUACAUUUUGAAUGAUAAUAAUUGUAAAUUAUAAGUUUCAAAAUUAUUAUUUUAAUAGGGUACCUAUACAAGUGUUUUAUUUUAUUGACUCGAGUGUAGAAUGUUGGAUUUUAGUAUGUAAAAUUUAGUUUUAGUGCGAACCGCACAAAAUGUGUUAAGGGCCACAUGUGGCCUGUGUAGUGGGGACCGCUGCGUAAAAAGGGUCAUAAUUAGAUAUUCUAGUAUUGCAAAAACUAGAAAAAAAAGUGCCAUCCCCGCAAAAAGAAAAAAAUUUUAUGGCACGGCAUUGGACUGUAAACUAACAUAAAGUAAAAGUCAAUCGUUUAUUUAAAAAAAACGUCGAAGAAGUAUAUUACAGAAAGAAUAUAUAACAGUACAAGCUGCGACGACGCAGAACGACUUGUGGUGGGAAGACGACUAGUGGCGGGCCCAGGUCUUACGUGUGGAGGUGAACAAGAGAUAAGUGCUGCGCUGCACAUAGAAAAAGAAAAAUAAUAAUAAUUUUGCGUGAGACACCACAGGCCAUAUAAAUAUGAUCUAAGAAAAAAAUGGCAUGUUGGUUGCAGGCAUGAACUAAGAUAAAUUGGAAACGACAUGGUCGGUGGGAGUCGGGGGACGGCCACUAAAAGGUUCCACAUGCCACCAUAAAUAAAAAUACUGGAUUGUCAUAAGUAUUAUGGUGAUAACUCUACUAUAGUAUUAUCACCAUAGAUAUAAACAAGGUGCAUCUUUAUUAUCUAUGGUUAUCACCUGAUAACCGAAUUCAAAUAUACAACGAACUAAGAUAUGUUUAUAUAUAUUUAUUUAUGUCAGAUUUAUAUGUAUUUAGUUUAGAAGUUUGUGAUCUAAGUUCAUUCAUUAUACUAUAUAGAUCUUUAUGAGUGUAUUAUCACCACGAUACAAAUUUACAAAAUACUUUGGCCCACAACCUUGAUGUUGAAAAAGUGGCACCAUCCGACCAGCUUGUCAGUGUAGUUAGCAAUCUAGUUUAUUAUCUAUAUAUUCUGUCGUAUGUAGUAUACUAUCUUAAAUCUUAUUUCCACAUAAAAUAUCUUAUAGCUUUUUUCCAUUUGACUGACGUUAGUUACUUAGUUGCACCUUGUUCGUACAGCGGGCCAAUGUUGUAACACCCAAAAUCGAAGACCGUGGAUAUAAUAUAUCUAUUGCUGUGGUCUGCACUCUAGACUGCAAUUUAGUAGUUACCGCCUUACCGUUAUGUAUGUUAGACCAACGCUUCCACGAUGUCGGCAGCGAACGUAACCGGACAGAACAACUACAAUAAUAAUAAUUGCGAUCUCGAGGAGGAACUUGUGAAAAUGCAAAGUGUUCCAAGUUUGGAGUCCGAGUUGUCAAAUUUUAAUAUUUACUUGGAAAAAAUAUAUUCUUCUGAUUCAGAUGUAUUAUUAUCUAUUCAGAAAUUAAAUGUAUCUAUUAAAUACUUAGAAAAUCUAUUGGAUGUAAAUUCAUUGGAAAAAAAUGAUAUCCUGGUCACCACCCUGUUUGAAGAACUUGCAAUCAAACGACCAUGUUUCAAAAUUCUUGGGCGUCCAGCCUUGUUGGAAUUGGCUAAAAGUCCUAAUGGUUUACAGGGCAUUAAUCGCCAUCGUUAUUGCAAUGCACUUGUUGGUGCCAUUGUCAGUGUCACAGGAAUUCAAAAGAGAGAUGAAAUGGCACGUCUUCUGAGCUUGAUCCGUUGGAUGGGUGGUAGUUUUCGAGAAAGUAUUAAUUACAAGACUACUCAUUUAGUGUCUGGUUAUGCAUGUAGUGUUAAAUCCCAAUAUGCGUAUUUACAUGAAAUCCCGGUUAUUGGAUCUUCUUGGCUUCAUGCAGCGUGGGAGAGAAGAGAUGAAAUGGAAUUCAAAGCAAUCAAUACAUCGUUUUUUUCAAAACACAAGCUAAAACCAUUCCAUGGAGCCAAAAUAUGUUUUAUAGGGUUCACGGAAGAAGAACAAUCACAUAUGGUUGAAGUUUUGUUACACAAUGGAGGGACUCCAGUAGGCGAUGAAAAUGAUACAGAAUGUACUCAUCUGGUUGUUAAUGAAUCUUCAUUAGAUUUGAUUCCUCCAGUGAAGAAGAAUAAUGCUGAAAUCCUGAUAGAAGCAUGGUUCUGGAUAUCUGUACAAUACCAGAGUUGCGCCUUAACAAAAGAAUAUUUAUUAAGCAAUUUAAAUGUGACCAACACACCUACAUAUGCUCAUAUAAUGCCAUCUACGUUGACAUUAAAUUCUUCUCGUUCACGCAAAAGAAAAAGGCAUUUAGACCAUUUGGGUUCUUUGCUAAGGCCUAGUCCAACACAUGUGGCAACUAUUCGCGAAACAUCACCAACAAAUAGUUCAGGGCCAUCAAAACGACGGUCAUCAGCUACCAACACCCUCGAUGGCCUAAGGUUGUCAUGUGGAUCAUUUUUAAAUUUCACAAACAGCCCAGAUCAUCCAUCGCCUUUGAAACUCCCAAAAGAUCAAGAUUUAGUUAUAAAAGAUAAACCAUUUAGUCCGCGAUAUCAAGUUUUCUCUGAAUUAUUACAGACUGAGAUUAAUUAUGUGGGAGUGUUAAACACGAUAAUUACUGUGUACAAAGAACCAUUAGAAGAAAUUAUAGACAAAAAAGACUGUUUGCUAAAUAAUACUGAAAUUAAAAUUAUAUUUGGAAAUGUUUUACCUAUUUAUCAAGUACAUCGAGAGAUGUUAGAAGAGCUCAAAUGCCUUGCUGCAUCAUGGCAAGAAAAUAGUAGUAUAGGAAGUGUUUUCCUCAAAUAUUCCAGUGAGUUAGUUAAAGCUUAUCCACCGUUUGUAAAUUUUUUUGAAAAAACAAGGGAGAUGUUGUUACAGUGUGAUCAAACGAAACCUCUUUUUCAUGCUUUCCUCAAGGUCGGUCGGUUAAGGCCCGAAUGUUGUCGACAGAGUCUACAAGAACUUCUCAUUCGACCCGUGCAACGCUUACCCAGUGUUAGCCUCCUGUUAAAUGAUAUAUUGAAACAUACUAAUAUGAAUAACCCUGAUCACCAAGCUCUUGUAUCAGCCCUAGCCAGUAUACGAGAAGUAAUGACUCACAUAAAUGAAGACAAAAGAAAGACUGAAGGUCAAGUUGUACUUUUUGAUAUAUUUAAUGAUAUCGAUAAUUGUCCUCCUCAUUUAGUUUCUUCACAUCGAAGUUUUAUCACAAAAUGUGAUGUGGUUGAGCAAAGUGAUAACCUUAGUGGUCAUGGGGAUCAUCUAACAAUAUUUGUUUUUUCAGACGUUGUUGAAGUUUGUAAACAAAAAAAAUCAUUUAAUGGAAAGAUUCCAAAAGAACUGAAUUCUGGUUCACACAAAUUUAAUGGCGGUGCUAAAUCAUAUAAACAUAUCAAAUUGAUGCCGUUAAAUAUAAUUAAACAAGUUAUAGAUAUUAAAGAGACUGAUGUAAGUCUGAGCCCGAUACUAUUCGAUACACCUGACCAUUUUCUUGAACGAUCGUUUUAUACCGAUAUGUAUCUUUACACUCAAAUUUGUUUCUUAACACGUUAAGUGCCAUGUGGCCGC